Diaporthe citri is the source of this 1878-nucleotide messenger RNA. RefSeq lists its product as uncharacterized. The coding region runs from base 1 to 1878 and encodes 625 amino acids. The transcript has a single exon. The record is from RefSeq and is a predicted model, not a curated record. NCBI's taxonomy places the organism in Eukaryota, Fungi, Ascomycota, Sordariomycetes, Diaporthales, Diaporthaceae.
AUGAGCAACCUCGGCCAGAAGAUCAAGGAGGCUUUCACCGGUCAUCACGACCAAGACAAGAGCGAUGUCAAGACUCCUGACGUGAACGCCCCUGGCGCUUUCCCUUCCGACGAGCCUUCCACCAAGCAUCAUAGCGAUCAUAACAAAUUGACAAAGGAGCCCCCGCAUGCAGGACACACUCAUCAAGACAAGUCGGAAGAUGUUGAACGAGGAGCGCUGCAUCAUACUGGGCACUCUCAUCAUGAUCCCGAGCCAGAAACGAAACAAGCAACUAGCGAAGCUGGCAAUUACCCCUACUGGGGAAACCUUCCCCGUGAGGGUGGCGAACACGUUCAUCGUUCCGAAGGGCCAGACAGCGGUGCCACGAAGCAGCAACAUGGGCUUGGCAAAGACUCAGGCCUUGCUACUGGUGCCCUGGCAACAGGCGCCAGCACAGCUGGUGCGGGAUACCUGGGCUCGGAGGGCUCGAAGUAUCAAGACACCAACAGGGCGGACGAGAUAACUCGAGCUGAUGCAACCGAGGACUCGAAGUAUGACCACUCCAAGAGAGACGCCGGGGUUGCUGGAGCCGCAGGACUUGCUGGUGCAACCCAUCUCGCGACCAGAGACAAGGAUGAUGCCGACAAAACUGAGAAGAAACCGACUCACGAGGUCUCGAAGACUCCAGCACAUUCGGACACGAGCAAAACAACUCAACACACAAAGACCUCGACUACUACGCAAAAGCCCGUCGAGACUGCCACUCCCACCAAGACGACUUCAGCGGGUGAUAACGAAAGUCACAGAAAGGAAGAAGCUCUUGCUGCUGGAGCUGGGGCCGCAGGUCUCGCUGGAGCAGGCUACUACGCCUCGCAAAAGGAAGACAAGCCGCACGAGGCUACGCGCGAUACUGGUUCUCAUGGUACACAGGGAAGCACCAUCCAGUCUCCUAGCCAGACUGCCACUUCCCGUCAUGACCCAGUGACCGAGGCUCAAAAGGCCACCAGUGCUGCGGGAAACUACCCGUACUGGAGCAACGACGACAAUGCAAACAGAGCCACGCAGAGCACUGGGAUUGCUGAGGCUGCCGCGCCGUCUAAAACGACCUCUAGUGGCGACAACGAAAGCCACAGAAAAGAGCAAGCCCUUGCAGCAGGUGCUGGAGCCUCGGGUCUAACCGGAGGAGGAUUGUUGGCGUCGAACAGAAAAGAGGAGCGCAAAGACGAGGUGCCUAGCAGCACACGAGAAACUACCUCAGGCAUAGCAGCUCCAGGCAGUCGAGCUCAACGUGACACUACGAGCCGUCAAGAUGACCCUACGACCAGCGGUGGUAUCCACAACACCGUCGUCGGCGCAGGGAGUUCCGAGUACUCGCCCCCCGUGGGAUCCUCCACCACCACUGGUGCCGGUUAUCAGACGCAGGCCUCCAGCCAACCAAGCCAGCCUGUGGCUCAAGCCGCCGCCCAACAAGCAUGGAACAAGCAACAGCCCGCUUCUUCCAACACCGUUGGAGACACAGGCAAGGACAACAGGCACUCGGAUCUUGGUUACGCAGCUGCAGGGACAGCUUUCGGUGCAGGGGCUACGGGUCUUGCCGCGAAUUACGGUCAAGGCAAAGAGCAUGAGACGAACCCCCGGACUGACACUUCCGAGAAGGUUGCAGAUCGCGCCUUGGGCUCAGAUGGCAAGCCGCAUGCGCCGUCCUCGACAGAGGGUUUCAGCGGUGGAAACGACAAGACUGCGUCUUCUGGUUUGACAUCAGGUGUUGCUGGCUUAGCUGGGCAGUCUGGGUCCAGCGGAACUGGGUCGAAGGUUCUUCACAAGUGUGACAACUGCGGUCAUGAUAAUGACAUCAGUCGUUAUUUCAACAAGGAUGCUAUCUUCAGGUCUCAGCAGUAG